This is a messenger RNA of Volvox carteri f. nagariensis, 4821 nucleotides long. RefSeq lists its product as uncharacterized. Gene Ontology annotation, molecular function: protein binding. The transcript has 2 exons. Bases 1 to 4821 code for a protein of 1606 amino acids. Lineage: Eukaryota; Viridiplantae; Chlorophyta; Chlorophyceae; Chlamydomonadales; Volvocaceae. The record is from RefSeq and is a predicted model, not a curated record.
AUGAGCGCGCAGGCAUCACAGGGCAACCCGCGGGAGCGGGGCAAUGCUCUGUUCGUGAAGGGCAAUUUUAUCGCUGCCGCUGCUGCCUACUCCGAGGGACUGCAAUCCAAUAGUAGUUUAAAAACUGCAAGCAACCUGAACUGCACGGUUGCUGAGGAGCGUGCUAUCCUGCUGUGCAAUCGAGCCGCAUGCCAUCUGGAGCUCGGCAAUGCAGCAGCCGCGGAGGCAGACUGCCGUGACUGCCUACAGUUGCAGCCAUGCAAUGUCAAAGCACACUACCGAUUGGCCCGGUCCCUGCCGGCCGAUCACCCCGACGCGGCUGCCGCCAUCGCCAUCGCCAUCGCGCUGUGCGAACCAGGUGGUCGCGCUGACGCGAUGAUGGCGACCUACAACACCAUUCAGCGUGCAGCGGAUAAUGCUGCUGCUGCGGCUGCAGCAGCAGUCUCUGCUGCUGCCGCCGGCACAGACGAGGCUGCACAGCCGCCGCCGCCGCCAGUACGACUGCAGCUCCCGCCAGACUGCGGCCGCGUCGCCGCCGCAUCGAGCUGGUCUGAAGUCGAAGCCGCCCUGCGUCGAGGUUUCAGCUUUGUCGUACUGCGCCCCGGCAUCUACACUACCAACACCCGCGCGCCGCAGGCGGCGCCCGGCGUCAGCUCCUACACGCUCCUCGCCGUCGGUUCUGUGGUACUGCAGUCAACGCGUGACGGCGGCAGCCACGCGAUCUGGGUCGACGCUGAAUUGCCGUUUCAUUCUAUUUUCCGUAGGACGCCGCCUGCCUCCGUCACGCUGGCCGGAGUACGGCUUGUUGGCAGCGGCCGUGUAACGGCGGCCUGUGUCUCCGGCGAUGGCGCAAAACUGCAGUUGCUGAACUGCCGUAUCGAGGACUAUGGCGAGGCAGGCCUCUUAGUAACGGGAGCGUGUACGGCACGUCUUGCGGGAUGCGUGUUCACCCGUACGGCAGCUCAGGCGAUAGAAGUCCGGGAGGGUGGAAAACUGAUAGCGGAUCGCGUCACCAUCACCAACUGCAACCAGGGCGUAUCCGCGUACGGCGGUGCUCGUACCGUCGUACUGCGUGACUGUACGAUUGUGGGAUCAAAGCGGGAGAAUGUGUUGCUGAGCGGCACGUACGUGAACGCCGCGACGGAGGCUCAGCACGGCCUUGGAGGUGACGGGAGAAAGGCGCGGUCGGCAAGCGCCGCCGUUGCGACGGCGGAGGCGGAGGAAUGGGGCCGGCGCAACAGCACGCCGUUGGACGUUGCUUUGUUGGACUGCACCAUCAGCGGGUCCGGACAAUUUGGAGUGUCCGCAGACCGCGGCACUAGUGUUUUGGCGCGAGGUUGCCUGCUCGAGGACAACGAUCCGUACGCGUUUUUCAUCAAAGGGGGCACGGACGCGAGCAUAUUGGCGUGCCGAAUCCACUACUCCGGCGCCAGAUCCAAAUGUGACUGGGGAAUAUCCGCUGGCGGCAUUGGUGGCGGCGGCAUUGGUGGCGGGCGCGGCGGCGUCAGAGGCCGUGGCGCGGCUGCGGCGGCCCCCAUGCGGCAAACCGGUAUUUAUAUCGGCGUCAACUACGGCGGCACCGUCACCAUCGUCGGUAAUGCAUUUGUCGGGCCCGAGGAGAUGGCGAUUGUGGAGGAAGGGGUCGGAAGUGCCGAAGUCGCCAUCAAGGCACGGUGUCUGGGCUUUUGGUCCAAGCCAUCAUCCACAGAUCGGAACAGUUACCAUGAUAGGAAGGCGGCUACUGCGGCGCUGGCCGAGCGCCGUCGCGGCGGCAACGGCCCUGGCGGCAGGAACGAAGGAGGUGACUGUAGCGGCGGUAGCAGUCGCAGCGGCGGGGGCGGCGGCGGAAGUACGGACGUCGAUGAUGUAGACUCCGUGCCCAGUUUGGAAUCCUUGGCGCAGCGCCUGCCGUCCUGGGCGACGGUGGCCGGUACUGUCGGCGGCGGCGGCGGCGGGCAGCACCACCCGCGGCGGCUGGCGGUGGCUGCGGCGGCGGCACCGCCAGCUGCUUUGCUGCAACGCACCUGUCAUACUCUGCCCCAGAAUGCAUGGGCACCCACUGCCCACGAGUUCUACGCCAUCGGCAACACGUUCGGGUACGACGUCACCGGCAACGCCGACUUGUACGACAGUACCGCCGACGGCGCUGCUGACGUCGAAACUCCAAUCCGCAUCCUGCUCGGCGCCUGCGGCGAUAUCCGCAACUUGCUGGCUACGGCACAUGCAGUACGGGAGAAGGAAGGUGCUGGUGCCGAUGGCCUGGGCAGCGACGGCGGCCGCCGCCGCCUCUGCCGCCGCCGUCGUCGCCUGGCCUUCACGCUCAACGAUGGCAACCUGGCAAUGCUGGCGCGCGAUGCGGUCCUGCUACACAUGGCUGCGGAGCUAGAUGCCCCGGCGGGUGCCGUACUGGCAGUAUGGGCCUGUCACGGCCUCACCGCUAAACAGUCGGAGUUGCUAUCUCGCAGCUUGCAGGCCCUCGCUACGGCUCCAUGGCCAUCCUGGCUGACGGCGUCGACGGCGCUGGAUCCUCCGAUCCCGCCGCCGCCGCAGUCUUCGGCCGCCGCCGCCGCCGCCGCCGCGGCGGCAGCGGCGGCGGCGGCGGCAGCGGAAACGGCGCUCCGCGGCGCCUUUGCCAGUUGGGCUGCUUGCACGUUGCCGCUGGAUGCCCUCCUGGCGCAGCGCCAGCAGCGGUUGGGGGUUCCCCGUGGUGCGGUGACGGAGGCAAUUUGGAGGAACGCUGUUGAGCUCUCCAUGGGGGCGCUGGAGGCAACGAUAGGUCCGGAGGCGGCGGAGGCGCUGCGGCCUGAGGUGCGUGAGUAUGUGCAUGUGGGCAGCCUGAGGCCUGAGGGCGAUGGUGGCGGCGGGGGCGGCGGCGGCGGGGACGGCGGCGGCGGCGGCGGAGCCAAAAAGCCGGCGGCGGCGGCGGCGCCGGUAGAGCCUCUGGUGGCGGCCAAUCCGACACUGCUGCUGGCACCAGAGUUGCAGUACACGGUGUAUUUCUCCUCCUCCAUCUUCCGAGCCCUGCCGCUUUCGGACAAGCCCGGUACCGCUACUGCCCGCCUGACGGCGGCGCUGACGCCGCUCCUGGACGCUGCCGUACAGGGCCUGCGUGACGGCAGCAUCACCGUGCAACUUGUGCACGGCGAUAUCCUCGCCGCCUUGCUGACGGUACCCUCCUACUCUCCACCUCCGUCGCCGCUGACGCCGCCACAACAGCCGCUGCAGUACGACUUCAUCGAUUGCAGCAACGUAGCGGAUUACGUGUCUCUCCAGGCGCUUGUGCAGGCCGCAGCGCCGCUGCUGGCGCGUCGUACAUAUGCACGGCUGCGUGCGGAGAGCCUGACGGUGUACGGCCGUCAGCUGGAGCGGGAACCGGCGCUGACGCCAGCAGGCUUCGUGGCUUCCCGGCUACAAGGACCCUCCUUGGCAGCAUUUCAAGAGAUGUUAGCGAUCCGAUUGGUAGAGGGUGAGGUGGAGGUGUGGCCGGGGCGAGGAGUACGGACGGUGUGGGCUGCGGCGGCGGCGGCCGUGCUGGAUCCGGUACCAGAGGCGGCAGCUCCUGCUAACAGCCACCUCUCCUCAGCCAACAGAUCAGUUUCCCGUACAAAUCAAUAUGCGAAUGUAUGCAGCAACGGUGGCGGCGAUGGCGGCAGCGGCAGCGGCGGCGAUGGCAAGGAGGGCAGGAGCUCCUGGCUGACGGCGCCUCAACUCCUGCUAGAGCUGUUGCCAGGCUGCAAAGCUCUCCUCCUGCCGUCGGAUGACCAGCGGGACGGCACUGCUACUGCUCCCGCCAUCGCGCCGCUGGCGCUCGUGCAUCUGCUGUCAUUGGCGCUGCCGCCGCUGCAGCUUGAACCUAUGGUGCGGGCGUUGGUGCGGUGCGACGGCAGCGGAGCCGCUACACUGUUCAAAUGGGAGCUGACGCUGCACGCGCAGCUUCAGGCGGCGGCGAUCGGCGGCCUCCGGCCGCCGCCGCUGCGUCAACUGUCGUACGCAGCGCGGCCGGGUUGGGAGCUAAUCGGCUGCAGCCACCUGCCACUGCUGCUGGCGAUUAGCCGUGAGGCGCUGCCGCGUGUGCCGCUGCCGGUUACCAACGUAGGCGGAGACGGCGGGCUCAUUAAGCAGCUGAUGGCGGCGCUCGCUUGGGAUGAAGACGCGGCGACGGCGCACUUUUUUCUUGCGGAGACCCUCCUGGAGCAGCGCAGUGACUGGUUCGUAACUCUGUGCGUGGUGGCCGCGACUGAAGGUGGCCGCGACAGCGGCGGCGGCGGCGGCCUGGCUCUGAAGCCGGUCGGCGUGUCAACACGUCUUAAGGCGCUUAAAUCGCAGCCGGCGGCGGCGGCGGCGGCGCCGUUAGCGUGGCGGCGGCUGGCUCAGCCCGGACCGCAUUUGGACCUGAAGCUGGUUAACAAACUGGGGAACAACGCGCCUGCUGUCGAUGACAAUGACGCGCUGUCACGGCGGUCCUGGGAGGGUGCCGUACAUGUUUGCCGCCGGGCGCGCAGCGUCAUCGUGGAUGUCCUGGCGCCCGGGUCGUUCCCGGCGGCCGAGGUGGCGGCGGUGACGGUCUGUCGGGAGGGUGCCGAGUUCACCGUGCAUGUGAAGCCAAAGCGCGGCGGCGGCAAGGGCAAGGGUGGCGGCGGCGGCAACGGCAAGGGCGAAGGGAAUGUCCAACAAGACGAGGAGUCGUUUACGGUACAGCUGCCGCCGGUACACCACGGCGAAGAGUACGGCACGCUAUCAGACGUACGGCUGAGCCGCAAGCUUGGUUUGAUCUCGGCUCGCAUUCAACUGCAGAUCUGUCCGUUGAUGACAGGUUCAUGA